UGACAAAAUUCAAGAAAAUCUGACAUAAAUGAACAACAACACAACAUGUAUUCAACCAUCUAUGAUCUCUUCCAUGGCUUUACCAAUAAUUUACAUCCUCCUUUGUAUUGUUGGUGUUUUUGGAAACUCUCUCUCUCAAUGGAUAUUUUUAACAAAAAUAGGUAAAAAAACAUCAACGCACAUCUACCUGUCACACCUUGUGACUGCAAACUUACUUGUGUGCAGCGCCAUGCCUUUCAUGAGUAUCUAUUUCCUGAAAGGUUUCCAAUGGGAAUAUCAAUCUGCUCAAUGCAGAGUGGUCAAUUUUCUGGGAACUCUAUCCAUGCAUGUAAGUAUGUUUGUCAGCCUCUUAAUUUUAAGUUGGAUUGCCGUAAGCCGCUACGCUACCUUAAUGCAAAAGGAUUCCUUGCAAGAGACUACUUCGUGCUAUGAGAAAAUAUUUUAUGGCCAUUUACUGAAAAAAUUUCGCCAGCCCAACUUUGCUAGAAAACUAUGCAUUUACAUAUGGGGAGUUGUACUGGGCAUAAUUAUUCCAGUUACUAUAUACUACUCAGUCAUAGAGGCUACAGAAGGAGAAGAAAGCCUAUGCUACAAUCGGCAGAUGGAAUUAGGAGCCAUGAUCUCUCAGAUUGCAGGUCUCAUUGGAACCACAUUUAUUGGAUUUUCCUUUUUAGUAGUACUAACAUCAUACUACUCUUUUGUAAGCCAUCUGAGAAAAAUAAGAACCUGUACGUCCAUUAUGGAGAAAGAUUUGACUUACAGUUCUGUGAAAAGACAUCUUUUGGUCAUCCAGAUUCUACUAAUAGUUUGCUUCCUUCCUUAUAGUAUUUUUAAACCCAUUUUUUAUGCUCUACAUCAAAGAGAUAACUGUCAGCAACUGAAUUAUUUAAUAGAAACAAAAAACAUCCUCACCUGUCUUGCUUCGGCCAGAAGUAGCACAGACCCCAUUAUAUUUCUUUUAUUAGAUAAAACAUUCAAGAAGACAUUAUAUAAUCUCUUUACAAAGUCUAAUGCAGCACACAUGCAAUCAUAUGGUUGACUUUUGAAUGGAAAACCCCACAAUAUAGAAAAGCAUUCAUGUGACUUUAUUAGGGACACUAAACUACAUCAUUAACAUGUCACAGCUUGGUUGACAAUAAUCACCAAGAAAAUCUCUUUGGUUUUUAAAAAUAAAUAAAUAUAUAUUCAUAAAACUC
Molecule: messenger RNA, 1196 nt
Organism: Chlorocebus sabaeus (green monkey)
Lineage: Eukaryota; Metazoa; Chordata; Mammalia; Primates; Cercopithecidae
Source: RefSeq, a predicted model, not a curated record